AUGGAAGAUGGGGCUCGGGCCAACCCCAAAGAGUUCAGGAAGAAGGGGCUGGUUAGACUCCUAUCUUGGAAGAUGGCAGUAGAGCAGACUGGGAUAUCCUUCCCCAGGGCUACCUCUCUUUGGAAUGCCACCAGGUCCAUCCCAGGCAUCAGGAAGUUAUUCACAAUCACCAUUCUAGCAGGCAGCGUCCUUCCCAUGGUCCAUGGAAGUCUACUGAACCUGAAGUCAAUGGUAGAAACCAUCACUGGGAGAAGUGCCAUUCUCUCCUUUGUGGGCUAUGGCUGCUACUGUGGGCUAGGUGGAAGGGGUCUGCCCAUGGAUGAAGUGGACUGGUGCUGCCAUGCCCAUGACUGCUGCUACCAGAAGUUGUUUGAUCAGGGGUGCCGCCCCUAUGUUGAUGGAUACAAAUUCUCCAUUGACAAUGAGACCCAGACCAUCACCUGCAGUGAACAGAAUGAGACCGAGUGUGAUAAGCAGACUUGUGAAUGUGACAAGAAUGUUGUCUUGUGCCUCAACAACCAGUUGUACAAUGAGGAAUACCGCAGUUACUUCAACAUCUUCUGCACGGGAAACACUCCAUCCUGUAGCAUCUAUGAUCCUCUGCCAGUGGAGAUUGAAUGUAGACACAUCCCUAAGAUCCCACCUCCACCUACCUAG
Gracilinanus agilis (Agile Gracile Mouse Opossum) is the source of this 657-nucleotide messenger RNA. RefSeq names its product phospholipase A2 group IIF (gene PLA2G2F). The record is from RefSeq and is a predicted model, not a curated record. Bases 1 to 657 code for a protein of 218 amino acids. Gene Ontology annotation, molecular function: phospholipid binding; calcium ion binding. Lineage: Eukaryota; Metazoa; Chordata; Mammalia; Didelphimorphia; Didelphidae. The transcript is spliced from 5 exons. Gene Ontology annotation, biological process: phospholipid metabolic process; arachidonate secretion; negative regulation of T cell proliferation.